AUGAAGUUUCUCUGUUUCCAUGGUGCCAUUGGCAAUGUUGAUAACAUCAGCAUCCAGCUAGCUCCCCUUGAGAAGGAGAUGUCCAUGGAUAGUUCCGCUGAAUUCCACUAUAUCAUGGGCCCCGUUCCUGUGAUCCCCCCGGCAGGUUUUGCGGAGUAUUUUGGUGUUGGUCCGCAUUUCAGAUGGCUCGAAGACAAUGGAGUCGCGGAGGAAUCCAUGAUUUCCCGCGUUCGAAAAGCUCCGCAUGGCCAGAGCCCAGAAGAUGCUAUGAGAACUCUGGGUGAGGGCUGGGAUGGCCGCUGGAAUAACCACCAACAGGUCAUGGAUUAUCUCUAUGAUACUUUGGAGAAGAACCCUGACAUUGCAGGUGUCAUUGGUUAUAGUGAGGGUGCCACCAUGGCUGCCAGUCUCAUCAUGGAUGAGGCAAAAAAGGCCCAGGAGACUGGACGUGUCCAAGAAGUGGUCCUGGCGGACGAGAGCGACCUUAUUCUGGACGUGCCCACACUUCAUGUUGUUGGUGCAGAUGACCCCUACCGAUACGGCGCGCUAGCCCUGUUCAAUGUGUGUGACCCGGAUAGCGCGGCCCUGUUUGAUACUGGAGGCGGCCACACCAUUCCUCGGUCCGGCAAGGUGAUCAAAGAAUUGGGAAAUGCACUCCGGGAUUUGAUAGACAAGGCGUAUGAAGCGUAA
Molecule: messenger RNA, 690 nt
Organism: Penicillium canescens
Lineage: Eukaryota; Fungi; Ascomycota; Eurotiomycetes; Eurotiales; Aspergillaceae
Exons: 6
Coding region: 1-690 (229 amino acids)
Cellular component (GO): cytoplasm; nucleus
Source: RefSeq, a predicted model, not a curated record